This is a messenger RNA of Pungitius pungitius (ninespine stickleback), 2807 nucleotides long. RefSeq names its product decapping mRNA 2 (gene dcp2). Gene Ontology annotation, biological process: nuclear-transcribed mRNA catabolic process, nonsense-mediated decay; deadenylation-dependent decapping of nuclear-transcribed mRNA. Gene Ontology annotation, molecular function: RNA binding; 5'-(N(7)-methylguanosine 5'-triphospho)-[mRNA] hydrolase activity; manganese ion binding. The coding region runs from base 407 to 1582 and encodes 391 amino acids. The record is from RefSeq and is a predicted model, not a curated record. The transcript has 11 exons. Gene Ontology annotation, cellular component: P-body; cytoplasm. NCBI's taxonomy places the organism in Eukaryota, Metazoa, Chordata, Actinopteri, Perciformes, Gasterosteidae.
CCACUACAAACGGGUCCGCGACCCACUAGUUGAGAAACACUGACCUAGAUAAAUCUAUGGUUUAAAAGGGACGAUCAAAAGGUACACGGACCUACACGGACCAAGCACGAACAACUCUGCGAUCAUGCAACCACGUCGAUGACGUAAUCGCCCGCAAGGCACUAUGGGCACGAGUAUGUUUUAUCCGGUUCCCCCGCUACCAUCAUGCAACGUGAUUUAAACACGCAAUAAACAGCAGUCCGUCCAGGCAGAACCAGAACCGUUUUUAAUCCCUGCUCGUCGCGCUGUGCUAGCUGAAGUGGAGCGGGGCUCCGGGCACCGUCCCCGGGUCCACCGAGGACGACAUGCAGGUGUAGCCGGCUGCUCUUAUGGCUCCAACACCCGAAUGCUCUGAGUUUGAGUUGGGAUGCUUUGUACAAACAUGGAAGCCAAACGAGUGGAGAUCCCCUCCGGCGUACUGGACGACCUUUGCAGCCGGUUCAUCCUGCACAUCCCCAGUGAGGAGAGGGACAACGCCAUCCGGGUGUGCUUCCAGAUAGAGCUGGCCCACUGGUUCUACCUGGACUUCUGCAUGCAGAACACUCCAGGAGCUCCUCACUGUGGUAUAAGAGACUUUGCCAAAGCAAUCUUCCAUCACUGUCCAUUUCUAUUGCCACAUGGAGAGGAUGUUCAAAAAAUCCUUGAACAGUGGAAGGAGUACAAGAUGGGUGUUCCUACCUUUGGAGCAAUCAUUCUAGAUGAAGCACUGGAAAAUGCACUGCUUGUUCAAGGCUAUCUUGCAAAGUCCGGCUGGGGCUUUCCAAAGGGGAAAGUUAACGAGGAUGAAGCUCCUCAUGACUGUGCAGUCCGUGAAGUGUUGGAGGAGACAGGCUUUGACAUCAAGAAUCGAAUCUCUAAAGACAGGUACAUAGAGCAGAAAAUCACUGACCAGCUGGUGCGGCUCUACAUCAUACCGGGAGUGUCAAAGGAUACCAAGUUCAAUCCCAAAACCAGGAAAGAGAUAAGGAACAUUGAAUGGUUUCCGAUUGAGAAACUGCCAUGUCAUAGGAAUGACAUGACCCCAAAGUCUAAACUGGGACUGGCCCCCAACAGGUUUUUCAUGGCCAUUCCGUUCAUAAGGCCGCUGCGAGAGUGGAUCAGCAGGCUGAAAGGAGAGUCCACAGACAGCGAUGAGGACUUUGCAAACAGCGGCAUCACUCCAGGCAAAGCUUCAGACAACACUCGGUCAAAAUCACGCCGCCUCACAGGUACGGAAGCCUUUCCAGGAGAGGGCGGGGCCAAACAGAAGCAACAGAAGGCUCUGGAGCAACUGAACCAGCACGAGCUCAACCAGAACACAAAUUUGAAAAGCAAUGGGAAGAAAUGUCAGGACUCAUCUUUUGGAGCAAACAACCAACAGAAAGAAGAUAAACGACUACAACCCAGAAGACUGCAAGACAGUUUUGAGAGAGAUGUGGGUCCAUGCACCUCAAACGGUAACCAGACCGUCCACAGCAGAGACUCCGAGGACCUGCUCUUCUCAAAGGCUUUCCUCAAUUUCAAAUUUGACAAAGAUGCCAUCAUGAAAUGUUUUGAAUGCUGACUUGGUUGAGGAGGAAUGGAUCAUAAGUUGAGGACCACUUAGGAUAGUCAGUCUUUUAAAGGCAAGAGAUGAAGGGUUUGAGAACAUAAUGUAUUUUAAGCACAUAGGAGGUGAUCUAAACAUGAAAGAAAAUGAAAUCAGAUGUGGUAUUGCAGUAAAUCAAUGGUAAACUGAGUUUAUUGAUUACUGAUUUUAAGCUGUAAUAACUUAAAUGUUGUUAAAUUCCUCCGGUCUUCCUACGCGUCCUAAGAAAUCUGGAUGCUCAAAAAAAGAUGGGUAUUAAUAGUGUGAUUGGCCAUAUGUAUGAUGUGUUGUGGCUUUAUUCCCAUAAUUACUUAAGAUUUUAUCCAGGAAUGUAGUGUAAUGGAAUAUUUGCUUGGGAAACGUUGUCUUUGCAAGUCAUUAAACUGGUUGCGCUGCGAUAUUGAAUGAUUGCCAGUAUUAGGAUUGGAUUAGAUCAAAUUUAUUUGUUUGGAUAUAAUUCGUUUAGAUCAGAAAAGUCACUGAUUAAUGGUACCAAUGGUAAUAAUCGUUGAAUCAGAAUUGUAUUUGAGUUUAAAAUGUAUCAUAGCUUGCCCCUAAAGAAAAUCAACAUUUUGAUAAUGGCACAACUUGCCUCUCUUUUGCAUAGUCAACUUUUAUACAAAUUCACAAUUAUGAAUGAACCACAUUUCCCAUCAAUCGUUCUUGGUGUGGCAGGGUGGUACAUGCCACAAUUGCAUUUGACCCAAUGUGUGAAUAUUUGAUUUUAACAUUUUAAUUUUGUCAUCACAUUCCCCUAAAAUGGUAAUGACUUUUCAGUUUGAUUUGAAUAGUUUAAGUGGAAGGUUUUUAGCAACAGACUUCCAUACAUGGAUGUUAGAAUCCAGAAAAUGACCCACCUCCCACUUCAAGGCCAUUCUGUCAUCGAGGUUCUACAGGUUUAACUUUCUGUUUUGAUUCAGUUUACCAGAAGUUGACCAUCAUAAUCCGCCAUGAUGCUUUUCUUCUUAGGGCUUUGGUAACAUGAACAUAACGAUUCUAUUAACCAAUGACAUACAAAUGAUUCUCUCAAAGGCUCACAUUAGGUCACUUAGAGACCAUUUUCAUGAGUUUUAGAGUUCAUGGGAGUUGUAUUUUUGUGGUUCUCACUGGGGUGCAGUUAAUUACACAGAUGGUUAUCAUGAAUUGUCCUUUUGCUCCAAUGAUGUGUUGAUGUGAAUAUUAAUAAAGUAGUUUUUCCACA